Messenger RNA from Talaromyces amestolkiae, 2685 nucleotides. RefSeq lists its product as uncharacterized. Lineage: Eukaryota; Fungi; Ascomycota; Eurotiomycetes; Eurotiales; Trichocomaceae. Gene Ontology annotation, cellular component: cytoplasm; nucleus. Gene Ontology annotation, biological process: peptidyl-threonine phosphorylation; peptidyl-serine phosphorylation. The coding region runs from base 1 to 2685 and encodes 894 amino acids. The record is from RefSeq and is a predicted model, not a curated record. Gene Ontology annotation, molecular function: ATP binding; protein tyrosine kinase activity; protein serine/threonine kinase activity. The transcript has 7 exons.
AUGGACUCUCAGUGGCAGUCUUACGGGGAUCUCUCGUCAGGUCACCCCGUUCAUCACGAUACUUCGACGAGCCAGAAUCCCUAUCGAUUGAACACAAAAUACAAUGGCCAGCAACAGGCUCAAGCACCCGCGGGUUAUACUUAUGAGAGUUACCAGUCUCCAAUAACCGCCGCGCAAGCUUCCAGUGGAGGCUCCAAUUCGAAGUCAGCAUCGAUGGCUUCAUCUCCAGCGGCAACGCCUCAUACGCGUGACUAUUUUACUGAUGCCGAUACGCCCAUGGAGGAUGCUGAUCCUUACAAUCGUGCUAAGUAUUCGUCGAAGUUGAAUCACAGUACACGUCCGUCGUCGCAAUACAUGCCGACUGAAGAAUCAUCUGCGGCGCGUCGAUACUCGCCUAUGAAUAUUUUGUCGCCAACUCUGCCAUACUCGUCGAGUCCCACAAAGUCGGGCCAAAAUCCCUUCAACGCGCCGCCUUCUGGGCCAGGUAGUUCCCGCCAGUCUCCCACGCGAAAUAGUGUUUAUGCAUCACUCCCGCAGGGAUAUCAAUCACCACCAGGCUCCCGUGUUCCCCGAUUGCCUAUUCUGCAGUCGACCGAUAUGAGUCCCGAUCAGUAUUUCCCUUCGUCUGCUUCGUCACAAUUGAGCGCUCCGUUCGGCUCCGAGUUGAAGUCACCACACACGAGCCAGCAAAACAAUCACAAGCCACCUGGUCGCGGCCCGAUCCCCAAAUUCUCCAGCAUCAAAUCGGUGCAGGAGCUUAAACCCAAGGUCAACACGCAACCACCUUUUCGUCGGGCAAACCCUGAAGGAGGUUUCAUCAGUCCAUUGCAAGCACUUACAACGCACCUACCGGCCACGUAUCGCAUAUGCAACCCGACGUUCAAAUACGAGUCCUCGCGCAAUCCACGUCGUGUCCUCACAAAGCCCAGCAAAGGUGUCAAGAACGAUGGGUUUGACAAUGAGGAUAGCGAUUAUAUAUUAUAUGUCAAUGACAUUCUAGGCAGUGAAGAAGGAGGUCACAACAAUCGAUACCUAAUUCUCGAUGUACUGGGCCAAGGUACUUUCGGACAGGUAGUGAAGUGCCAGAAUCUCAAAACUCAAGAAGUUGUGGCCGUGAAGGUGGUGAAGAACAAGACGGCCUACUUUAACCAGAGUAUGAUGGAGGUGUCCGUGCUUGACCUGCUCAAUAAGAAGUAUGACAAGAACGACGACCACCAUCUCCUUCGACUCAAGGAUACUUUCCUGCAUCGGCAACAUCUGUGCUUGGUCUUUGAAUUGUUGAGUGUGAAUCUAUACGAGCUUAUCAAGCAGAAUCAGUUCCGCGGGCUGAGUACAACUCUCGUGCGAGUAUUCGCACAGCAAUUACUCAAUGGUCUGAGCCUUUUGAAUAAGGCUCGAUUGAUUCAUUGCGAUCUAAAACCAGAAAAUAUCUUGCUGAAAAAUCCUAUUAUCAAAAUCAUUGACUUCGGCUCCGCGUGUGAUGAACGACAAACGGUAUAUACUUAUAUCCAGUCACGGUUCUACCGUUCGCCUGAAGUUCUUCUAGGUUUGCCGUAUUCAUCGGCAAUCGACAUGUGGUCUUUAGGUUGUAUCGUGGUCGAGCUUUUCCUAGGUCUACCCUUGUUCCCAGGCUCGUCCGAAUAUAAUCAAGUCGCUCGUAUUACAGAGAUGUUAGGUUUACCUCCCACGUGGAUGCUGGAGAUGGGCAAACAAUCAGGAGAAUUUUUUGAAAAGACACAAGAUGAAUUUGGCCGGAAGUCGUGGCGACUGAAGAGUAUGGAACAAUAUUCUCGCGAGCACAACACCAAGGAACAGCCUAGCAAGAAGUACUUUCAGGCAAACACUCUAGAAGAAAUCAUUCGCAGCUAUGCGAUGCCGAGGAAGAAUAUGAAGCAAUCAGAAAUUGAAAGAGAGGUCAAUAACCGCGUUGCAUUCAUUGAUUUUGUGCGAGGCCUGCUACAAAUCAAUCCGCUGGAGCGGUGGUCUCCCCAGCAGGCCAAGCUGCAUCCCUUCAUUACCCAACAAAAAUUUACUGGUCCUUUCGUACCUCCAAUGAAUCUUAAAUUUUCGGCACUCAACAAGAGCAUUGCUCCCGGCAUACAGCAACAGCAACAAGCAGAGGCUGCAAGCAAACAGAGAGCUGCGCAAGCGGCUCAGGCGGCUCAGGCCCAAGCUCAGUCUGCCGCACAAUCAGCCUAUGCCAUGCAAAUGGGACAAUAUCAUCAGCCAUCACAUAACCAAGCACCACCUGUUUACAACGGACUGUACCCCGCUCAUCAGCAAGGCGCACCGCCACCUUAUCCUGCUCAACCUCCAGGAUAUGGACAUCAAAUGGGCAUGAUGCAAGGACAGAUGCAACCACAGUACGCGCCUCCGCAAAGCCUUUAUGCACAGGCAACUACCAGAGCUGGAAGGCAGCGAGCAACUACUCUCGAUCCACAGCAGGGGGGAAUUCCACCUACCAUACAACGUGUGGCUAGUCAUCUCGAUCCUAACGCACCUAUCAGGCUGCAGCCAAGCCCUGCGUACUACCCUCCUCCUCCGGAUGGCUAUGCGGAAUCUGCUUCAAACUCGCGACGCCGUGGAAGCCGAGCAGGUGCCGGUCAUCGCAACAGGGACUUUAUUCGCACUCUUGAAGAUGGCGCUCUUGGUGAUGGCUUCAUGGGUCAAUCGCAAUGGCAUUAG